CUUAACUGCAAUAUUGGAUCUGCUUUCCCAAAUCUUAUUACUAUUGGGUUUAUUAAUCUAUUAAUUUUACCAAUUUUUUUUUUUAGUAAAGUUUUAAUCUUUCUGCGAUUUCUAACAAAUCCAACCUUCCCUUUCCCAAAAUCUCCAUCAAAACAUGUCGACGAGGAAGCUUUCAUACACAAACCCAAAACCCUGCAACCACCUCUCAGCUUACAAGCUCAAACAUGGCUGCAACGGCUACAAAUCCCUCCAGAAAUCCCUCAAAUCCGCCCCGAACGGAAGAACAAGCGUUCGGAUUCACGAAACAAAGAUACCCAGAUGCAGUUUCUGUAAUGGGUUCGAAGGUAGACUCUAUAUUUGCUUGAUUUGCUCUUCGGUUUCGUGUUUGAAUCACGCAGUUAUGCAUACCCAGCUGGAAAUCGGCCACGAGUUAGCCGUCGAUGUCGAAAGGGCCGAGCUUUUUUGCUGUGCGUGCACCGAUCAGGUCUACGAUCCCGAUUUCGAUAAGUCUGUCAUGGCUAAGCGCAUGCUGGACUUGCCUUGCAGCACAAACAAUGCGGAUAGUAUAGGGGAGAGACUGUGUGAGAGGAAGAGGCUGGGGGGUUCGGGUGUCGAAUUAUCAGAGUUUAAAAAGCCGGAAAAAUCGUGUUUGGUGAGGGAUCACAGAGCGAAAUCGUGUUAUCCGUUGGGUUUGAGGGGGUUGAAUAAUUUGGGGAAUACUUGCUUUAUGAACUCUGUGUUGCAAGCACUGCUACAUGCGCCUCCUUUGAGGAAUUACUUCUUGAGUGAUCGGCAUAGCAGGAGAACGUGCCGGAAAAGGAUGGCAAACCUGCUUUGUUUGCCUUGUGAGCUUCGCGGUGUUUAUUCGGCUGUGUAUUCGGGCGAUCAGACUCCUUACAGCCCGGCUGGAUUGCUUUACAGUUGGUGGCAACAUUCGGAGAAUCUGGCAAGUUACGAGCAGCAGGAUGCUCAUGAGUUCUUCAUUUCCGUGUUGGAUGGGAUCCAUGAGAAAGAAACCAAAGCAAGAAACCAUACAAAAGAUAGUGGAGACUGCCAGUGUAUUGCGCAUAGGGUAUUCUCAGGACUGUUGAGGUCGGAUGUCACUUGUAUGACUUGUGGAUUCACCUCGACAACUUAUGACCCGUGUUUGGACAUAUCACUCAACUUAGACACAAGCCACUGUUCUUGGUCAGAUGCAUCUAACAAGCCUGCCAAAGCGAAUGGCAGCAGCAGUUCAUCCACUCUUUUGGGUUGUUUAGACUUGUUUACAAAACCAGAAAAGUUGGGGUCAGACCAGAAACUGUACUGUCAGAACUGUCAAGAACUCCGAGACUCUUCGAAGCAAAUGUCCAUCAGAAAGCUUCCAAUGGUGUUGUGUUUGCAUAUAAAACGGUUUGAGCACUCCCUGGUCAGAAAGAUGAUGAGGAAAAUCGACAGCUAUUUGCAUUUUCCAUUCUCGCUAGACAUGACUCCCUAUCUGUCUUCUUCGAUUGUGAGGAACAGGUUUGGAAAUAGAAUCUUUGCUUUCGAGGGGGAUGAGUCUGGGAUGUCUGCUGAGUUUGAGAUUUUUGCAGUAAUUACUCAUUCUGGGACACUAGAUUCCGGCCAUUAUGUGACGUAUUUACGCAUACAAGACCAAUGGUACAAAUGUGACAAUGCUUGGAUUAAUGAGGUUGACGAGGGGUUUGUAAGAGCUUCACAGUGUUAUAUGAUGUUCUAUGUGCACAAGACGCUUUACUAUAAAGCAAACAUAGAUUUGCGUCACUUGCUGGUUUCCACACAGAAGGAGGCAUUUCAGAGGAUGGCUGGUUGAUGGUAAUAGAAAUGUUCCAAUAUACAAUCGAGGCAGGGUAUGCAGUUGUGAACCCAGUGAGGAGACUCCGUCUGCCGAAGCAACCUCGUCAUCAGAUCCCUUCGACCUAAGGAGAGCACACGAUCACGUGUUGGAUGGUCGCUGAAAGGCAUCAUCAAAUUGCAGAUUUCUAAAGAUGACCAUGGUUUGAAGCAGAGAUACAUAAAUACAAACUCCAUAUCUACUGGUAGUGAUAUGUUACUGGGUAUUUUGUGAGUGGAUUUUGGGAAAACUGAUGGGACCAAUUUGAAAAAUUUGUUCAUGUUGGGUUUUUUUACAAGAUUUUCUUGCUCAACAUUCUUUUGACUGCAGGGUCAGUCAUGUACAUAACUGAACUGAUAUUUGGAACUAAUAUUUAUUUUUUGGAGUCCCACUAA
Pyrus x bretschneideri (Chinese white pear) is the source of this 2229-nucleotide messenger RNA. RefSeq names its product ubiquitin C-terminal hydrolase 22-like. Bases 155 to 1813 code for a protein of 552 amino acids. Gene Ontology annotation, molecular function: cysteine-type deubiquitinase activity; zinc ion binding. NCBI's taxonomy places the organism in Eukaryota, Viridiplantae, Streptophyta, Magnoliopsida, Rosales, Rosaceae. The transcript is spliced from 3 exons. Gene Ontology annotation, biological process: protein deubiquitination. The record is from RefSeq and is a predicted model, not a curated record.